AUUCAUUCAUCACCGUAUAGAAAAUGGCAGCCAAAGAGAAACAUAAACAGAAUGACAGCAUGCUGUACGCAAUUAUCAACAAUAUACCUCCAGAUUACCAUUCCAAAGACAUCAGGAACUAUUUUUCACAAUUUAUUGAAACACGUGGUUUUGAUUGUUUUCAUUUCCGUCAUCGGCCAGAAACACAAGCGAAGAAAGUUCCGGAAAAAGAGACUGACGAUGAAGUGAAAUCAGCGAUCAGUCGUGCAGGUACCAGUGACCCGGUCCGGAGGGGCACAACUUGUUGUGUUGUCCGACUCAAAGCCGACAACUUAGUGACACUUCUCAAAAUGUAUCACAGAAAACAUUGGCUGGACAGGAAUGGCGAUUCUAUCUCAAGUUAUUGCCAUAUUACAAAGAUUAAGCUUACAGAAGACGUUUCAGUUGACCAACAGAGAGAACAAGUAUACAAAACUAGAUCCGAAAUAAAACUGACUCCCUCUGACAGCAGAGAUUUCACAUCCUCCGAUCUCCUCAACUUGCCGGAGUUGCAUCCUCCCGACAUCAUGCCACAUGGAAACGUUGGCACACCCACAAAGGACUUUCUUGACUUUAUCAAAGAGUGUCGACUCCCUCCAUCGGUGAUAAAGAAACUCGGCCUUUCCUUCCCCAAAACCCGCACAAACCGGAAAUAUGGUAGUGUUCCUUAUGAGUACGCUGGACCUAGGUCUUAUCGUAACCAUGGUAACGAAUAUGAUGAAGAGGAAGCUGAUUGGACAGUUUACACGGGAGAGGGUCAUGAACUUGUCAGUGUUGAUGGGUCCAUUGUAGGGAACAUGGAAGAGUCCACUUUGGUACAGGAUGGGGAGCAGAGGAAGGAUGAAGAAAAGGAGUUGACGAGGAAGGAGAAGAAAGCGAGGAAGAAACAGGAGAGGAAGAAAACAAAGAAGUUGAUGGAUGAAAAGAUAGAGGAGAAAAUGAUGAUGCAGCAUGAAGAUUCAAAUGAGGACAACGAUUCCUGCGAGGAGUGGGAGAGGCACGAAGCCGUCACAGACGACCCUGACAACCAGGAAAGACUAAAGGAGAGGCUGUUUGAGGAGGAGAUUGAACUUAAGUGGGAGAAGGGAGGCAGUGGGCUGGUGUUCUACACUGACGCCCAGUACUGGCAGGAGAAGGAAGGAGAUUUUGAUGAGCAGACAGCGGAUGACCUGAAUGUUGAUAUGAGUGGUUAUUACGAGGAUGGUGCUGGGGACGGUGACGCCAGGGACUACAUCACCCUCCGUCAGGAACAGCGUCGACGCGAGGGCCUGGAAGAAACAGACAGGUUCUCUGUGGGCAUUGGGAAGUUUGAGAAGCAUACAAAGGGCAUUGGACGGAAAGUGCUAGAACGCCAGGGCUGGCAGGAAGGUCAGGGGUUGGGGAACACCAUCACCGGAAUAUCAGAUGCCCUGGACAACGAUGGUCAACACCCUCGGGACAAGAAGGGAUUUGGGUACCAUGGUGAGAAACUCAUUCGAUUCGGAGCCCAGAACAUUAAGAGGCAGUUCAUUCGGACGGAGACUUUGAUAACAACAAAAUAUGAUGAGCCUGAUGUUGUUGACCCACCAGAGAAGUUGUUGCGGAGGAAGGAUCACUAUGGGCUGAAACACCGGUCCCACAACGAAGAUUCUUCAUCACGUUGAUGUAAAUUUUAUUCCAUGAAAUAUUACCUGUUAUAUUUGUAAUAUGGAUUUUAUUUUCAUAAUAAAUUUUGUAUUUUGCUGUUUUAUUGA
This is a messenger RNA of Haliotis rufescens (red abalone), 1751 nucleotides long. Its product is annotated as G patch domain-containing protein 3-like. Gene Ontology annotation, molecular function: nucleic acid binding. Gene Ontology annotation, biological process: positive regulation of DNA-templated transcription; negative regulation of RIG-I signaling pathway; negative regulation of type I interferon production. The record is from RefSeq and is a predicted model, not a curated record. NCBI's taxonomy places the organism in Eukaryota, Metazoa, Mollusca, Gastropoda, Lepetellida, Haliotidae. The transcript has 5 exons. Bases 24 to 1661 code for a protein of 545 amino acids.